UGGUCGACGUCGCCGUCGUGCUAAAUAACAUUCAGUCAGAAGACGUGUACAGUAUUGUUCGCGCACAAAAAAAAAUCGUUCGCAUCAAAUAGAAGGAAUUUUGGUUCAUUGAAAUUUCUUCUACCCAGAAAACAACAACAACAAUAUUUUUGUACAUUUUGUUUCGAUAAUAAAUGGUGUUUCGUGUAAAAAUGAAUUGAAUUUAGUGAAAAAUAGUGCGAGAAACGACAUAAAAUCUGCAGUGAAGUAAUUAAGUCAAAAAAAUUUCGUUGGAAUGUCAGGCCGCAACGCAUUGGAUUUGAAAGUAAAAUAUUUUUUGCUUUUUUUUCGAGCGUAAAUUCCACAAUACAUGAAACGAAAAGAAAAGAGAGAAAAAAAGAGUUUGUGAUUUGUGUUUUUGAAUUUUACUUUAUUUGCAAUUCGCAAAAGCGCCAUAGCCUGUGAAUACAUAAAUUGCAAUUUAUCGAAGCGAUUUUUGUUUUUGCUGUUUUUUUUCUGUUAUUUUAUGAUUGGUUUUUGAUAUGAAAUGGUAACUUUUGUUGCGAAAAAUGAGGUUUAAAGUGAAAAAUGUACAAUCAAAACAAAAGAAUGGCAGUGCGUGCAACCACAUUUUAGAGCGCCACUCAAACUUCAUUAUGGGUGUGUGAUUUGUUGUUGAUACAUAUAUAUAUAUAUAUAGAUGUAUGUUGAAAUAUAUACGUAUGCUGUGUGUAUGGCAGAGAAAGAGAGUAAAAAUAGCUGCAGUGAUUUGGAUCAAAUUGUAAAUCUUUUCCGGGGGUGUGAAUUUUCAUCGUUUGACAGAGAGAGAGAGAGAGAGUUCAAAAUCGCCGUAAGCGAAACAGAAAAUAAUUUUUAAAAAUACACAAGAUUUGUAUUUUUUUUCUUCUCUUUGCUCGCGCAAUAUGUUCUCGCCGUAUUUUUUUUCUGAAGCUGUAUUUAGAUUUGAUUUCAUCAUGAGUCGUGUACUGAAUCUGUUUUUUUUGCUUCUUCUUAUGUGUUUCUCUCCUGAAAUAUGAUGUAUGUAUGUGUGUGUGUGUGUGUGUGUGUGUGUGUGUGUGUGUGUGUGUGUGUGGUGUUUGAUGCAAUGUGCAGUGAUUAUUUUUGUCACGGUCUCACUUCAUGAGCCUUGUUGCGUUUUCGAUGUCACGGUUUAUGCGAUUUUGCCUCUUCUAUAUCACUAUUUUUUUUUGUUCCUUUCAAUUUGCCUUCACUAUUCGAUGUUAUAUGUUCUCGAACAUUGUCGUCGUUUCUUUCGUUUAUUCCAACUCCAAAAUCGUCCAUACAUUAGAUAGAGCCAAAAUGAGACAGACAUGGCUUAUUAUUAUACAAUCGAACUUUGGUCACAUGUCACCAUAAUGGGUAUUAAACGCGCUUAGUUCAUUCAUUUCCAUUUGGUUUGCGAAUCCCAUUGUUUGCAUAAUUAUUGCGUGCUAAAUUAUAUCUGGUGGCAUAAGGAUAGGAGCAAGAAACGACGACAGAAUUUCGGUCGACAAACUUCUAAAAUUCCACGGAUACAACGAAAACCGCCUAACACAGAACGAAUAAAAAAAAACAACAACGACAUGGCAAUAUUGUAUAACAUUUGGCAUACAAAAAAGUAGCCAUCUGAAGUGAUAUUUCAUGGCGAAUAAGCUAAAUAUCAUUUAAAUUAAUACCAGGCAAAUUUCGGUGUUGUUGUUCUUCGUCGUCGUCGUCGUCUUCGUUGUCUUUUCCUUCUUCUUCUUCUCCUUAUUUUAUUCCGUUUCGUUUUCGCUCUGUUCUACUCGUCGUUUUGCUUUUCGUAUUCUGUUCUGUUCGGUGUUGUUUUUUCUUCUUCUUCUGUGUGGUGAUUUUGGUGUGCUAUGUGCGUGAUUAUAUCUAUAAAAGGAGCUAUAAUUGAAUGUGCGACACUCAUGUGUGAAUUUGUUUUGGCUGCUACACAUUUUUUAUGUGGCGCUGCUGCUGCUGCUGUGUUUUUGUCGUGGCUGCCAUCACCACCAAAGUCGCGCCAUAACCAUAUCCUCUAUCUCUAUCUAUGUUUUUUUUUCCCUAAUUGUAUUGUCCAUUCUUGGUGUGCUAUAUACUGACGCGACUUCUAGUGUUAAUGCUUUACUUGGUUUACUCUGUCGCGUGCGCUCUCUCGGUGGUGUGUAUUCAGGGCAUUGAAAAAUGGCACACUCAAUACACACCCAGUUAUCUAUAUCCUAUACAUGUAUCGUCGCUCUUUCACGGUGUAUAUAUCAAUGCAUAUACCGAUAUAAGAUGCGCAAUGUUUCGACUACAUAAAUCUAUAUGUAUACAUAUGAAUAGCAUGGAUCCAUGUCGGUGGGACCAGAGCCAAGGGGCAACUUUCCAAUAUAGGCCAUAAUUUUUGCGAAAUGUCGUAAAACAAUUUUAAAAAAAUUACAUUAAUCAUUGGCAAAGUUGAGCUUAAAAAAAUUGCCCCGAAUAAUUCUCAUACCAUCAAAACAUUGCAACAACAGCAAUAACAAGCAAAGGAUAGAGAGACACAAUAAAAAGAGUAAUAAUAAUGUGUACUACGACAACCUAAUUGUAUAAUAGAAAACCACGUUAUGGCUGAUACUACAAAUACAACUGCUACUACGUUGUGUGUGCACACACAAGACAUGUACUCCGUCGUACAAAUAUCACUACGUAUAUACCCAGCGAAUGAUGUAUAUAUGUAUAUAGAUGGCGACUUGUGGCCAUAGUCUGAAUUGGUUGCGCUAGACUCGCGCGUCACAACGACACACGAUAACCACACACAUUGCAAAGUGCUAUCGCACUGCGAGGCGCACUAAGAGUUGUUUUUGUUUUUUUUUUCUCUACACUACUGCUUCUUCUUCUUCUUUUUUUCCAUUUUAUUUUGCUUUCAGCUUUAUUUUGCUGAACGAAUUCUCUUAUCUCUCGAGACGCAUGCACGAGGGCGAGUCAGUGAGUGUGUUGUUGCUUGGCGUAGAAGCAUUGAAAGAUGAGGAAAAAAAACAGCACACAACAAAACGUUUCGCCAGAAAGCAGAAAGAGAGAGAAAUAUCAAGCGUAAAACACAUCGUGGCGGAUUCGAGUGGCGUGUGUGUAGUAAGCAGACCGUAUAACGUAUAGUUCGUGUCGUAUAUAGCAUGCGCACGCUCGUUCGUUCAUUCUUUCGCUCGCUUUUCUCUGCAUCUCCCAAAAUUGUGUUUGGCGUAUCGAGUUUAAUGCGCGCUUAACAAACUUACGACGUACGAUUCACUCGUGUAUGGUUGUUAACUACGCCACAAUCAAAACACUGUUACUUUUUUUUUAUCAAGCUCGUAUCACAUACAACAUAUUUGUGCUUCGAAACAAUCGAAAAACGGGAAAUACCCAAUCACAAAUCCAAAUAAUUUUUAACAUUUUUUAAAUGAAACGCUUUGAAUAUUGAGUCAAUAAUUUUAUGUAAAAAUUCAGUAUAAAUAGUUCAGUGAUUGUGAAAUAGUGUGUUUUUGUUUUUUUUUCACCUCCUCAAUAACACGACCUGCAAUGUGCUACGUGAAAUUACAUCAGUGAUUUGUGUUUUUUUAGGGUGCGCUGCAAUGGAUGUGAUACAGACCAAUUGAAUGAAAACAAUUAUACAGAAAAACUACUUCAAUCAACUUAAUAUCGCAUAGAUACAAAUCAAAACCGUUACAAUGUGAACGAAAAGUGAAAAUGUAAACGACGACAAAAAAAAGACAACAACAACCAAUCGAAAUGUGAACAAUCAGUGCAAAUUUCCAUGUAAAAAGAAAGUUGUUCUGGCAGGGGGAAAAUCCAAAUACGGAAAUGCCCACAAUAAUUGAAAAUGACAAAACCAUUCAAAACAAGUGAAUUAAACUCCAAGAGAAUUUGUGUUAAAAGACGGAGAUCGAUUUUAAUUUCGAUUUCAACUUCAAUUGAUCGAAUGUAAAACCAGAAAGAAGUGAGAAAAAGAAGAAGAAAAAUCCAAAACGAAAAAAAACAAGCAAAAAAUCAAGAUACAAAACAAGUCUGACAUCGGAAGAAUAAAUGAAGUUAAAGUUCCAGGGCAAAACGGAAAAAGGAAAUUUUUAAGGAAGACAGAAGAACCGAGAAGCAAAAAAGCAGAAAAAAAAUGUCAGCUACAUCAACGUCACUACCACCAGCGGCCGCUAAUGCGGCCAAUGAAAAUGUGGAACCAUCACCACAAAAUAGCCUACGGAAUUCAAAGUCAUCGAAAUCAUCAUCAUCGUCGACGACCGCUGACAAAUUGGGCGUAUGCCUGCAGGGCUAUUUAAAGAAACAAAAAACAAUGAAGAAAAAAUAUUUCGUGCUUGUGAGUAAUAAUGGUGAAAAACCGGCGCGCUUAGAAUACUAUGACAGUGAGAAAAAGUUUCGAUCACGUUUCGGCCAUCCAAAACGCAGUAUUGUGCUGAAAAGUUGCUUUCACAUCAGUCAACGGCUUGAUACGAAGCAAAAAUUUGUUAUCGCUUUGUAUACGCGGGAGGACAGCUUUUGCAUUGUCAUGGAUAACGAAUGCGAAAUGAUGAAAUGGCUGAAUGCGUUGCAAACACUACGCCAACACGAAGAAAGUGAAGUGGAUUUGCCGCGCACAACAUUUGAACAUGUGUGGGAAGUGCAAGUACAUCGAAGAGGUUUGGCGGUUGAGAAAAAUAUCGUUGGCACGUAUCAUCUCUGUUUAACCGAUAAAGCGUUGCGGUUGUCACAGACCGGCUCAAAGACGACACAAAAUGGUGAACAACGAAUGCCAUACGUUGAGUUUCUAUUGACAACGAUCAGACGAUGCGGCGAUUCGCAGCGAUUUUUCUAUAUGGAAGUGGGACGUCACAGUGCAAUCGGCGCCGGAGAGCUUUAUAUGGAAACGGAAGAUCCGUUGAUUGCACAAAAUAUGCAUACAACGAUUAUCAACGCAAUGUCAACAAAUCGAAACCGUGAAGAGUUCCGAAACCGGUCAUCAUCUGCAAAUGAGGCGUCCAAGCCAAUGAUGGUGCUACAACGUCGUCAAACGCAAGGCAGCAAAACGCUAAACUUUUCACCAUCAAAUGGAGCCAAUUCCGUUGUCGAGCAUGAUGAUGACUCGGAAUCGACGUAUUUGAUAACAACGCACCAUCAUUGUCAGAAUCCGAGUCACACACAUCACCACAGUCAUCGUCGUGGUUCGGGCUAUCGCUAUCCGGUUGCCGAUACAGUUGUUGAAGAGUCAACGGGUGGUUCCAUUGUGACGGUCAUCAGCAACACAUCAUCAAUUCGGCCAAACGCUUCAACACCGGACAUCGUUCUUACCAAUUCCGAAUCGAUGGAAAGCGAAGUGCCAGUUGUUGACGACGACCAUCAACCAAACGUCGUACGAUCACUAUCGAUUGACACAACGGAAAACAUUGCAGGAGAUGAUUGUGUGGAUUCGUCAAAGGCGGCCAUGCCACUGCCGUCGUCAUCGUCGUCGUCCACGUCUUUGUCAGCAACAACUGCUCCGGCAACCGAACCAAUUCCAAAUAACAUCAACGAAGCGGCGCAAAAUAAUAACAAUAAUACACAAAUGGCCGGCAUUGUCACGGCAAUGCGACCGGCGGGCGCUGUAGUAACAACCACCAUCACAACAAUCGUUUCACAAAAUCCAUGUCAAACCGUCAUCACUUCAACUUCAUACAGUACGAAUUCACUAAAAGCAGCACCAACCCAAUCGGUGGCUGCCACUAAAGUUGGAACAUCGUCGUUCAUCAAUUUGACCACAUGUAAUCCACAAUAUCUUCGUUCAAUGCAGUCAUCUUCCUAUCAUCGUCGUCAUUCGGUUUCAGUAGUAGCUGCAAAUAGUUUUUCAGUUCUUGCGUCAAAUGAAUUAACCGUAUCACAUCAAAGAGCAUUUUCAUUACCAAUAACAACCACAACCGCUUUAUUGACAUCAUCGCCUAGUGAAUUAAAUGCAGAAAAUUCUCAUAUCAAAAUGAAAUCCGUAGCACAAGUGCCCAUCAUUAGUUCACAGCCAAAUAGCGGUAGUGCGAUCCCAUCUAUAUCGACGAUGAUCACAAAAUCAAAUCAUCUCCAUCAUCAUCAUCAGCACAGUUGUUUUCAUCAGCGAACACGUUCGCUACCACUCACCGAAGAAGAGUCACCUGUCGAUAUGAUGAUGUUCCCAUCGGGCGCAUCGUCGUCAUCAUCACUGUUGCAUUCAUUUGACCGUAGUAAUACCGAAUUGCAUCCGGUGGCUACAUCUGGUGGUUGUUUGGCAUCAUAUCCGAAAAAUAGCAUUUCAUCGCUGUCGUCAAUGCAUUCGUCAUCGAAUUCAUCGAUAACAACAGCCGCUGCGGCUGCUGCUGCUGCCGCCGUCUCGGCCACAGCCGAACUGAACGGUUCGUCGAUACUGCGCAAAUUGUGCGAAACCAUGUGCACAUUGAGAAAUGCCGACGGAAGUCGUAAACACCUGCCAACCUGCUGUUUUUAUCACAUCGAUAAACCAAGCAAUAAAAAUCACACUCAUAAACCAAUCAAACCGAACUAUCAAAAUAAUCGUUUGAACAUUAACAACAACAAUCACAUUCACACCGCGUCUUCUGAUGCCGUUGAGUCGGCCGAUUCAUCGUCCACCUAUUUAUUGAUGACAUCAUCAUCAUCCGCGGUCGCAAUGGCCAAUCGAAAGGGUAUGCACGAUUCAUACAUCGAUUACUGUAACGAGCAACAAUACAAACGUGACACACAUAUUGUUUCAAAAAAUGCAUCAACCUCCACAUUUACUAACUAUACGGAAAUCAGUCCACCAUCCAAUGAUCAAACACUUAUUGUACCAUCGAUCAUAAUUAGUGCACCAAACUCAUCUAGCAUUAAUCAAAACAUGCCUUCAUUAACCAUAGUUUUUCCAUCGUCAUCAUCAUCACCAUCCACCUUAUCCACAUUAUCAUCUUCAUCAUCAACAAAAACACCACCACCAACAACCGUAGCAUCGAUAGCAUCAGCAUUGCGCUGCAAAGGCUGCAACUCGCUGAGGAGCUUGAAUUUGCGUGAUCGUUGCGGCAGUUUACCAACGCAUAAUCGAACAACCAGCGAUGGAACCGCGCAAUUGAUUCAGAAUCAAUCGAUGCCGCCACCACGAACCAUACCAUUAGCAAUAACUGGACGUCCGCAUUCGAUGUACACAAACAGCUAUCGCCAUAGUCCACCGGUCAAUUCGAAUCAUAGCGGCAGCCAACCGGUGCCGUUGAGUCCAAGUUUGAAAACGUUCUCAAAAAGUUGCUCGGAAAGUGAUGGUUCGUCAUUGAGUAUUGAUGAGCCAGAUGGUUGUUUCACCCCAGACGAAAGCAAUGGUUUCCCAGUAAAAACGUACAAUCCAUGCACAUCUGGAUCUGUGAUACCUGAAGAGAAUGGUGAUGAAUUUGUGACAUCAUCCGAUCAUAGCAUACCAAAUAUAAAUGGCAUUCGUACGGGCUCAAGCAGUGGAUCGCUUUCGCUACCAAUUCAAUCUCAGCAACAGCAACAACAGCAACCGUAUCGAACCGAGAGUCCACAGUCAGCAUACAGCCCAUACGGUAAUUCACCAGUCAUUGAUCAACCGAAUAACACGGGCUAUAUGAUGAUGUCACCUGGCGCCGAUUAUAAUAAAGGAAUGUUUGCAAGUACGAACUCGUGCGCACUGAGUCAAGCGUCCAGUUUGGCAGAGGAUUGCGUUGAUUCGUAUGUGCCAGUUCAGAGUGGUUUACGACCAACUGGCGAAGAGUACAUUGAUAUGGAACAAAAUCUUCCGCAUGCCAACAAUACCAGCAGUAUGAGUUCGGCCGCAUCCAGUUGCAGCAUCACAUCGGGCACACCGUCAACAGACUUACGCUUUGCCGAAUAUCAACUCGACAAAGUGGUGUCACAUUUCACGCCCGAUGAUGAUGAUCCAAAUAUGUUCCUGGAGCGACCAAUUCGAGCUUAUUCGGUGGGCAGCCGACUGGAGCACAACAAGCGCAAAAUGCGCGUUGAUAUGCUAUCGGCUGAACAUGGCAGCAAUACGUCACGUGUACGAGCAUUUUCCGUGGGAUCUAGAGCCAAAGUGGCACGAUCCGAUCUAUACAAAGGCUUAACUAACUCAACGAAUUUAAUGAAAGCAAAUAGUCAGGACAUUGCAAAUUUGAAUACAACGAUAAACAACAACCGGAUGGCGGUGAGCAGUUCGUCGCACAAUCAAAAUGCAUUAAACAACAAUAUUAGCAGUGGUGGCAGCUCGAGUGACAUGAACAAGAAAUCCAUGAGCAUACCAUAUUUGGCGAAUGGACCACGGUCAACGGAGAGCUGUCACAAUCUCAACAAUAAGAGCAAUUCAAUCGAUCCGAUGGACGAUCUAAUGGAAAUCGAUUUCUCAAAGAAAGACGAUGAUUCAUUGUCGAAUGAUUCGAGCUAUGACCCGAAACACUCGAGCUGCUACGAUCUAAUGGAAAUUGAAUAUCCGCAAAAUGGCAAUCAGGCGGAGAUUGGCAAGAGAAAGAAGUCUGCAUCAAUAUCGGGCACAUCUGUGUUGAAAGAAUCGGCAGCAACAUCACAGCCGUUGCCAAUUGGCCGACGCAAUGAUGGGCCAAGUGACAGUGACGGAUACAUGUCAAUGAAACCGGUCGGUAGCAGUGAUUCAAAGCACAGCACAAACAGUUUAACAUUUCAACGGGGUGUCAGUAGCUCGAGCAUUUCAUCGUCACCAACCAAAUAUGCUUCAACAAGGACGGCAAGUAUUUCAUCUCCAGCGGCAACGCAUCGAAAUAUUCCAGUGUCGCGAACUCAUCAAAAUUCGAUUAGCAACGAUGAUUAUUUGAACAUGAGCCCGGUGAAUGUACGCUCAUCGGCCAUUCCCAAAGUAUCUAGUCAAAGUUCACAACUACAACAAUUACAGCACCAGCAGCAACAGCCAGCAAUGCAUCAUGUGGGUUCGGGUAAUGCACCCGACGGCUACAUGGAAAUGUCGUGGAACAAUCGAACGACCAAUAACAAUUCAAAUAACCUAAAUAAUAACAAUAACGUUGGCCAUAUUGCCCUUGAACGAAACCGACAGUCGUCAUCAUCAUCGAUAUCAUCAUCAAAUGAGUACAUCAACAUGAAUUACACUGGUAAUAUUCCGCGUACAUCGAGCGCAAGCAGUGACUGCAGCAGCACAAGCAGCAUUGAGAUUUCCACUCAUGCCAUUGAAUCGCGCAACAGUCGCAUGCGUUCACUUCCAAUUGCAAUUAAGAAAUCAUCAUCAUCGCAACAAUCUCAGCCAAACAAUGCCACAAUUUCCAAACAAACCAUAGGCGCCCAGCCACCAAAUAAUCCGUAUCACAGUUUUGCCGCCAGCAAAAUGGUACCGCCAACAUUUUUGAGUCUGAAUACAAAUAUUAAACCGACAAGUGCUCAAACAUCAUCCGAUUCAAUGAGUGAAUGUAGCAUUACAACGCCAACCGGUGACAUCACACCACACAAUGCAUCCACCAUUUUCCCAUUCAGUCCAAAUAGCCCGAAUAGCGGAGUGAACAAGCAAAUCUUUUCUAGUCAAUCGAUGCAAUUGCAUUGCGAUGAACAAAAGCGUAAAUGCCUUGUGGAUGGUACAACAGGCACAUUACGUUUGUCGGAAAGUGAAUCUGAGCCUCCAACCCCGUCUGCAUAUCCUACUCACAGUGCUAAAUCAACUAAAACAAUGAUUCCGCUCGAUGUACUGAGCAGCGAUUACGCUGACAUGACACUUGGCAGCAGUAAAUCGUCAAUGCGAAACACCGGGCCAACGCUUAGUCCAAAAGAGAAUAUAAAAAAGUUGAAAUCGUCAUUUUUCGGCUGCAGUAAAAUCGACGAAAACAAAAUGGAUUGUUCAGCGUCCGGAUCUGGUUCUGGUUCAAAUAAGCCAACCACACCGUCAACGACUGUUACAACCAAUUCCAAAAAUUCCAAUUGUGAUGAGGGAGACUAUACACUAAUGAAUCCCGUAUUGAGCAAACGUAUCGUAACGCCACAGCCUCAAAUGCAACAAUCGCCACAAGAACCGUUCCCAUUGAAGAAAACGGCACUCGUGUCAACCAACAACGAUCCCGAUAAAUUGCUGGCCAACACACAAGUGAAGACAAAUAUCGAUGGUUUCAAACCGAUUACCUCGCGCGCUGACAUAGAAGUGUUCCAACAGAAUAAAUCCAUUUCUACGGCAAACACUUCGUUCAGCCGACAACGUUCGGCACCGAUGGACAAACAGGUACGAAAACCAUCAAUCGACAAUGGUGGCUAUGAAAUGCUUGAAUUGAGAUCGAGCAGCUCGUCGCAUUCGAUGGGCGGACGAAGCAUCGCCCGACCAAAUUCGGUGAAUAGUGAAAAGACCACGUUUACCCCAUUGAAUCGGCCCAACUCCGCCAACAGUGAACGCCAAUCAACUUCCACAUUUUCGCUGACGUCAACACCACUCAACGAAAUGGGAACACAAUCGGUUCGUUCAUCGUCGUCAACAUUGUGUGGCAGUGGCACCAUAACUCGGCCUCAAUCAUCGUCAUUUUUAUCAUCGGGCUCUGACUACAGUCAAUCAUCACGUCCAUCGUCUGUCGUUUCGGUAAUUGAACAACAGCAACCGCAGCAGCAGCAGCAAACGACACAAACGAUGACACCAACGACUGUAUUCACAUCGCGACCACCAUCCGUUAGCUCGGAACGUGAAUUACACUAUGCUAGUCUUGAUUUACCUGCAUGUUCCUCAAUCACUGCAGCUCCAUUGGUCAAUAGUACGGCAGGCAAUAUUGCAACCAUUCAAAAUCCAAACACAGGCGCUGAAGCUCCCACCUUCACAUAUGCACAAAUCGAUUUCGUGAAAAGUAACGAAACCUCAUCAACCAACAACAACAACAACAACAAUAACAACAACAACAACAACAACAAUGCUUGAAAUUGAGACAUAGAGAACAAAAGACAAGACAUACACAGAUGCCAAUAAACCCCAAAUGCUCCAGUUUUUAGCGCCACUCGAAAAUGAAUCAAAAUGUGAUCGAAUGAAGCAGACAGACCGACAAAUGUGAGAAGAAAAAGGAAAACGAUACAUCGCAGUUGAUGCAGAUAACCCACAUAAAUGAGUAUUGUGCGUUUGAGAAAAUUGGGUCAUUCCAUUAUUAGGAAACGAGGGAAAUAGUUUAAAAAGGGAAAAGAAUAGGAAACGAAAAAGGAAACAAUUUGAUUAAUUGGUUCGAAAUUUAGGAGAAGAAUAAUCGAGAAGUAACUCUUGAUGAAUGAAGCGUUCAUUUAGGACAGUGCAUCGAUACUGAACCAAAAAUGGAAAACAUAUACUGAAACUGAAUAUAUUGAAGGUGGCUUCUAAAACCCAUAAAUUAAACAAAAAAUGAAAUGAAAAUAAAAAGCUUUAAAAACACUUCGAAUAAAUUCGCUUUGCAAGAAAUGAAUUUAUUGCGAACACAUGAAUCCCAGUAAGAAUUCCGCGUAUGUGUACAUAGCACAUAGUCUUUCGGUUAUCUCUCUAUUAAUUUCCUUAUUUUUUUCUGUUGUUUUCAGUUGUUUGUAUUCGUUUUUUUAUUUUCAAAUGAAUUUUUUUCAAUUUUGAAUUUUAAAAGAGAGAAAAACUAGCAAAAUGAAACUGAAAUUGCAAUAAAUCUGAACCUACUAUGAUUUGCCUACUGAGAAUUUUUGUUUGGUUGCGUGUUUUUCAUGCAAUGCAAAGCGCAACACACAUUCAGUUAUGAAAUAUUAUUAGCGAAAUUUUAGUGGAAAAUGAAACAGUUGUUCCUUUUGUCUCUUUAUUUCUUAUUUUUUUCUGUUUACUUCAUGAAAAUGAGCUAGAGAGAAUGAAACACUCAUUUCAAAUGGAUCAUUUGUAAUGUGUAUUUUCCAUCGAUCCAACCAGUUCCGUUUAGAUUUUUACGGUCUUUUGCUGUUUUUAAAACGUCAAAUGGCUUUUUUCCAUUUAGUUGUAUACACAACGAAAUGUUGGUUCAAAUAGCAUAGCUAACUUUUAUGUGUGUGUAUUUUAUUCGUCUUAAUUUUUUUUUUGUUUCUCUUUUUAUUUAAAUACAAUAUAAAUGUUUCAUGAAACGAAUGAAUGGACGGCGUCCUAUUGUGGCUUCCGACACUUGUCCAUUGACAAUACAGCGGAAAUCAUACGCCUAGUCCGAUUCAUUUAUAUUUCCUUUUUCAAAUAGGUGUUUUUUUGUUCUUCUGUUGCGAUCAGACAUGUUUUUAUUUUCUUCCUUUUUUCCCCAGUUGAUCAAAAUUCAUUUAUUUAAUUAUUGUAUAAGAGCUAUAUAAAGAGAAAUUGCCUAUCCUUCAAGUGAGAAAUGAAAAUGAAAAUGAAAUUAAAAUUACGUUACGCUAAAAUGCUAAUUAUUAUAAACUAUUAUUAUGUAACCAUAGUCGUUAAUUUGUAUUUUUGGAACAGAAAGAAUGUGAGAGAGUGUUUUGUCGUUUGAUUGUUUGUUUCUUGUGGAAUUGUAAGACAAUGAUUUACCAGUAUGGUAAGAAGCACAUUUAAUUUUACAUUUUGAGGUAUACUAUUGUAUUGUAAUUAAAAUAUUAAAUCAUAAGUAAUUUAAAGAAAGUAA
Messenger RNA from Sitodiplosis mosellana (orange wheat blossom midge), 12467 nucleotides. It is a transcript of the gene chico, whose product is annotated as insulin receptor substrate 1. Gene Ontology annotation, cellular component: plasma membrane; cytosol. The coding region runs from base 4070 to 10807 and encodes 2245 amino acids. Lineage: Eukaryota; Metazoa; Arthropoda; Insecta; Diptera; Cecidomyiidae. The record is from RefSeq and is a predicted model, not a curated record. Gene Ontology annotation, biological process: insulin receptor signaling pathway. The transcript is spliced from 16 exons. Gene Ontology annotation, molecular function: phosphatidylinositol 3-kinase binding; insulin receptor binding.